This is a messenger RNA of Engraulis encrasicolus (European anchovy), 2901 nucleotides long. It is a transcript of the gene tars1, whose product is annotated as threonyl-tRNA synthetase 1. The coding region runs from base 112 to 2274 and encodes 720 amino acids. The record is from RefSeq and is a predicted model, not a curated record. The transcript has 19 exons. Gene Ontology annotation, molecular function: threonine-tRNA ligase activity; ATP binding. Lineage: Eukaryota; Metazoa; Chordata; Actinopteri; Clupeiformes; Engraulidae. Gene Ontology annotation, biological process: threonyl-tRNA aminoacylation. Gene Ontology annotation, cellular component: cytoplasm.
GCAAGCGGCAUCAUAUCCGGGAAAUGUCCAUGCCGGUGAGAGAAGUGUUGUGUUUUGUGCUGUAAGGUUUGUGUUGUUUUUGCAUAUCUGACCAGAAUAAUUGAUUUCGGAAUGGAAGAAGAGCAAGUUACUCAGCAGAUGAAGACUCUGCAAGUUGAUGGAGAGAAGAAGGAGAAAGGAGGCAAAGAGGGGAAGAAGAAGAACAAGGGUGGUACUGGGGAUGCUGCCGGCCGAGCAGAGCUCAGCCCACCUCCCCAGUACAUCGAGGACCGACUGUCCAUGUACAACAAGCUGAAGGCUGAGCAUGACGCCCUGAUGGCUGAGCGGGCCGAGAAGGACAGCAAGCCCAUCAAGGUCACCCUCCCUGAUGGGAAGGUGGUGGACGCAGAGUCCUGGAAGACCACCCCCUACCAGGUGGCCUGUGGCAUCAGCCAGGGGCUUGCUGAUAACACUGUCAUCGCCAAAGUGGACAACGGGGUCUGGGACCUGGACAGGCCCUUGGAGAAGGACUGCAGCCUGCAGCUCCUCAAGUUUGAUGAUGAAGAAGCUCAAGCCGUGUACUGGCACUCCAGUGCCCACAUCAUGGGGGAGGCCAUGGAGAAGGUGUACGGAGGCUGCCUGUGCUACGGACCCCCCAUUGAGAAUGGCUUCUACUACGACAUGUUCCUGGAGAAUGAAGGGGUGUCGAGUAAUGACUUUCCCUGUCUGGAGAACCUGUGCAAGAAAAUCAUCAAGGAGAAGCAGCCCUUUGAGAGGCUUGAGAUAAAGAAGGAGACCCUCCUGGAAAUGUUCAAGUACAACAAGUUCAAGUGCAGGAUCUUGAAUGAGAAAGUGACCACUCCCACCACCACUGUUUACAGGUGCGGCCCUUUGAUUGACCUGUGCAGGGGUCCCCAUGUGAGACACACUGGGAAGAUCAAGGCCUUGAAGAUCCACAAGAAUUCCUCCACCUACUGGGAGGGCAAGGCGGACAUGGAGAGCCUCCAGCGCAUCUACGGCAUCUCCUUCCCCGACGCCAAGAUGCUGAAGGAGUGGGAGAAGUUCCAGGAGGAGGCCAAGAACAGAGACCACCGCAAGCUCGGACGGGAGCAGGACCUGUUCUUCUUCCAUGACCUGAGUCCGGGCAGCUGUUUCUUCCUGCCCAAAGGGGCGUACAUCUACAACACGCUCAUCCAGUUCAUCAGGAGCGAAUACAGAAAGCGAGGCUUCCAAGAAGUGGUGACUCCCAACAUCUACAACAGCAAGCUGUGGCAGACCUCAGGACACUGGCAGCACUACAGUGAGAACAUGUUCUCCUUCGAGGUGGAGAAAGAGAUCUUCGCCCUCAAGCCCAUGAACUGCCCAGGCCACUGCCUGAUGUUUGACCAUCGGCCGCGUUCCUGGAGGGAGCUGCCCCUGCGCAUGGCGGACUUUGGCGUGCUGCAUCGUAACGAGCUGUCUGGGGCGCUGACGGGGCUGACCCGCGUGCGUCGCUUCCAGCAGGACGACGCCCACAUCUUCUGCACUAUGGACCAGAUCGAGGCCGAGAUCAAGGGCUGCCUGGAUUUCCUGCGUACGGUCUACGACGUGUUCGGCUUCACCUUCAAGCUCAACCUCUCGACCCGGCCCGAGAAGUUCUUGGGGGAGGUGGAGGUGUGGGACCAGGCUGAAAAGCAACUAGAAAACAGUUUGAACGAGUUUGGGGAGAAGUGGGUGCUCAACCCAGGAGACGGCGCUUUCUACGGGCCAAAGAUUGACAUCCAGAUCAAGGAUGCCAUCGGCAGGUACCACCAGUGUGCCACCAUCCAGCUGGACUUCCAGCUGCCCAUCCGUUUCAACCUCACCUUCGUUAGCCCUGAUGGCGAUGACAAGAAGAGGCCCGUGAUCAUCCACAGGGCCAUCCUCGGCUCGGUUGAGAGAAUGAUCGCCAUCCUCACAGAAAACUACGGAGGAAAAUGGCCUCUGUGGCUCUCUCCGCGCCAGGUGAUGGUUGUGCCUGUAGGACCCACCUGUGAGGAAUAUGCUGAGAAGGUACGGCUAGACUUCCACCAUGCAGGCUUCAUGACGGAUGUCGACGUGGACCCUGGCUGCACUCUCAACAAGAAGAUCCGCAAUGCUCAGCUAGCUCAGUACAACUUCAUCCUGGUGGUGGGAGAGAAGGAAAAAACCAGUGAAACGGUGAACGUGCGCACACGUGAUAACAAGGUCCACGGAGAACGCAGCGUGACUGAAUGCAUCGAGCGACUGAGGCAGCUAAGGGACUCUCGCGCACGCACCGCAGAGGAAGACUUCUGAGAGGCCUGCGUCCCCACGGCACUCGCCUCCAACCCCCACCCCACCCCCCCCCCCCCCCCCCCCAAAUCAGCCUCCAGCACCUGUUUCAAAGGGGCCAGUGCCAGUUUGGCUUGUUUGUUGCGCUCAGGUGUAGGAAAAUGAACACACCCGCUUGUCCUCUGUCCUGCUUUCUGACUUGAAUUUGGUUAUUCCUUAAGCUGCUUUUGUUUGUCUUUGUUUUUUGUCCUUGAUCUUUUUUUCCUCCAUUUCACCAAAACUUAACUGUAAAAGUAAUUUUAAAGUUAUUGUCUAUGAUCUGAAAUGGUUUACCCCAGUCUUUGUUUUUGGUUUGUUGUCUCAGACCUGGCACAUAACAACAGGAACGGAAAGUUUUAUAUUGAGAGUUUGAUGUUGUUGUGGCUUUUUUUUAAAAAGACAAACCAUACUGCUUUUUCAUGGUUCUUAAUGCUUGUAGGAAAUGUGAAGGCAUUAUAGACAUUCUCGAGCAAAGGAACUCAAAGGGGGAUUGUGGUUUCAAUAUUAGUACAAAGUACUACAUCUCUGUAAAGGCGCUAGAUGAACUCGGUUAAAAGCAAGGCAAAGGAAAUGUCAUGGGACAAAAGUGAAUAAUAAAAGAUUAUUCUUGCA